AUCUCAAGCACCAAAUUCGGGAUGCUCACCACGCAGAUGCCCAAUUCAGAGUUCCUGACGUCGCGGUGCAUGGCACUCGCCGGGAUGGAAAACGGCGGCGUUGACCUCAUCUUCCACACGAACCUCUUCUCCAGCAAGACCCUCGAUCUCAGCGUCCACCCCGCGCAAGUCAACAUGUCCUUCUACGACCCUGUCAGCGGAGGCUGGGCGUCGGUGUCCGGCGUCGCCAGUAUCAUUGCCGACCCCGCCACCGUCGAGAAAUACUACUCGCCUGCGCUGUCCGCCUGGCUCGGUGAUCUCGGAGAUGGAGUGCACGACGGGAGUCCGUCCGAUCCGCGCAUUGGCGUCAUCAAGCUGGAGGCCCGGCUGGCGACGUAUGCGGUUGCCAGGCGUGGUGCGAUCGGCCGGGCGGUCGAGACUGUGAGGAGCGUUGCUGGUGGGGAUGUCCCCGCUGUUAAUAGUAUUAGGGAGUUGAGUUCGGAGGAGUUGCAGGAGUGGCGUCGGACUCACUCGUAAUUGGGAUAUUUAGUCUAGCUCGUUGUUAUAUUGAUGUAAUAAUUAAAUUUAUUGUCCCAUAAUGUACAGUGUACGGUCCCCGGACCUAAAGCUCCUGACUCCAU
Molecule: messenger RNA, 620 nt
Organism: Aspergillus campestris IBT 28561
Lineage: Eukaryota; Fungi; Ascomycota; Eurotiomycetes; Eurotiales; Aspergillaceae
Product: blue light-inducible protein Bli-3
Exons: 3
Coding region: 85-516 (143 amino acids)
Source: RefSeq, a predicted model, not a curated record